AACGCGCAUGCGCAGUUGCUGUCUACUCUCUUCCUUCUACCUCUGCAGCUGAUUGAUUGUAACCUUUAUUAUUAAGCGUUACUGGGGCAACAGUGGUAUUAGUUUUUAUAUAUUACGGACUGUUUUUGCUCAAUAAGAGGAUUUCGAGUGUCUUUUAUGAGUAAUCAAAGGCAGCAGAAGCCUACGCUAACAGGCCAGCGUUUCAAAACCAGAAAAAGAGAUGAAAAGGAGAGGUUUGACCCUACCCAGUUUCAGGAAAGUAUCGUACAAGGUCUGAACCAAUCUGGAUCUGAUUUGGAGGCUGUCGCAAAGUUCCUUGACGCCUCUGGCGCCAAGCUCGACUACCGACGCUAUGCUGAGACUCUGUUCGACAUCCUGGUGGCUGGUGGAAUGCUUGCCCCAGGUGGAACCUUGUCAGAUGAGGUAACUCGCACGGAUUUCUGUCUCUUCAAAGCACAAGAGGACAUGGAGACCAUGCAGGCAUAUGCCCAGGUCUUUAACAAGCUCAUCAGGCGUUACAAAUACCUGGAGAAAGGCUUUCAGGAGGAGAUUAAAAAGCUGCUGUUGUUUCUCAAGGGCUUCACAGAGUCUGAGCGCAACAAGCUAGCCAUGCUAACAGGAAUUCUGCUGGCCAACGGCAAUCUCUCCGCAGCCAUUCUCAGCAGCCUCUUCAAUGAGAACCUAGUCAAAGAAGGUGUCUCAGCGUGCUUCGCUGUAAAACUCUUCAAAUCCUGGCUUUCCGAAAAGGACAUCAACUCUGUUUCUGCCAGUCUCCGAAAGGUUGGCAUGGACAGCAGGCUCAUGGAGCUGUUCCCUGCCAACAAGCGAAGUUGUGAGCAUUUCUCAAAGUACUUCUCAGACGCCGGACUGAAGGAGCUUUCAGACUUUGCCAGAAACCAGCAGUCCAUGGGUGCUCGCAAGGAGCUGCAGAAAGAGCUCGAGGAGCAGAUGUCACGCGGGGACCCCCUCAAAGAUAUCAUCCUCUACGUCCGAGAGGAAAUCAAGAAGAACAACAUCUCCGAGCAGACGAUGAUUGCACUAAUUUGGUUCAGUGUAAUGAGCUCCGUGGAGUGGAACAAGAAGGAGGAGCUGGUCACAGAACAAGCCAUCAAACUUUUAAAGCAAUACAGCCCACUGUUGAAGGCGUUCACCUCCCAGGGCCUCUCUGAACUCACUCUCCUGCUGAAGAUCCAGGAGUACUGCUACGACAACAUCCACUUCAUGAAGGCCUUCCAGAAAAUUGUUGUGCUGCUCUACAAAGCGGACGUAUUGAGUGAGGAGGCAAUUCUGAAGUGGUACAACGAAGCCCACGUUGCCAAAGGAAAGAGCGUUUUCCUUGAACAGAUGAAAAAGUUUGUUGAAUGGCUCAAGAAUGCAGAGGAAGAAUCCGAGUCUGAGGAAGAGGAGGCGGACUGAGGACCUCUAGCUAUAACUACCAUCUUGAUUUGUACUUUUACCUUAACAUAGAUGCAGUAGAGGGACUUGUUCCAGAAGUCUGCCUGUAUUUUGUUUUUUCCUUCUCUCUUCCCUACCUCCUAAUAUCUAGUUCAACUGUACUGUAAGGGCUUUAAUGUUUCUUUACUUUCCAUCAUGUUUUCUGUCUCAAUCAAUACUUGUCCUCUUCUUUUUACUCCUCCAGGAGCCGGUCACAGUGCCACAUUUAGCUAAAUAGAUUGAAAAACCCCUUCCAUGUAACAAAGGGGGACAUUUUUUUGGACAGAUGGUUCCCUUUAAAAUUAGCCAGUUUGGAGGCAUAUUUCACAGCUAUUAUAUUUAGUCAUGGAACUCAUUCUUAAUUGCCAGAGGUCCAUCUGUGUAGCCAUGAUAUCUGGGUCCUCUGAAAGGCAAACUGUUUUUGUAAUCUCGUUUUACAUUUCUGCCAAUUUUGUGACAACUUUGAAUUUUUUGCCAUUUCUUUUGGAUUCUGUCUGGAUUAUUAUAAGUGAUGGAGAUGUGCCAUUUCCAAACAGCAGCGGUCAUGGCUGCAAUGCCCCAUACUUUUAUUGUUCUCUACAUCUUGAACCAUGCAAUUAUUGUAUUCUUUUCCUUUACCAUACAGUUUGACUUUUUAAAAUAAAGGGAAAUUAAUGGUUUUCA
Sebastes umbrosus (honeycomb rockfish) is the source of this 2097-nucleotide messenger RNA. Its product is annotated as basic leucine zipper and W2 domain-containing protein 1-A-like. Gene Ontology annotation, molecular function: protein binding. The record is from RefSeq and is a predicted model, not a curated record. The coding region runs from base 157 to 1416 and encodes 419 amino acids. Gene Ontology annotation, cellular component: membrane; cytoplasm. NCBI's taxonomy places the organism in Eukaryota, Metazoa, Chordata, Actinopteri, Perciformes, Sebastidae. The transcript is spliced from 12 exons.